Messenger RNA from Apus apus (common swift), 1446 nucleotides. RefSeq names its product fibronectin type III domain containing 9 (gene FNDC9). Bases 44 to 706 code for a protein of 220 amino acids. Gene Ontology annotation, molecular function: protein binding. The record is from RefSeq and is a predicted model, not a curated record. The transcript has 2 exons. NCBI's taxonomy places the organism in Eukaryota, Metazoa, Chordata, Aves, Apodiformes, Apodidae.
CCAGCUGGCGGUGGAGCCUCGUGCAUGGGUGCUAAGGGGCACGAUGAACAUCGAAGUGCACAACAUCACUUACACCAGUGCCACUGUCUCCUGGGCCAUGAACAACCCCUGUCCAGAGAACUACUACCACGUCAUGUACCGUCCCAACUGGAACAGCAUCUUUGCUGGCUAUUUACGCCAAAACUUCCACCGUGAGGAACGAGUUCCUCACCCCCUCAGCUCCCUCAUCCUCCACCAACUCAUGCCAUCCACCAUCUACAUCCUCUGCAUCACAUGCAAGAAUGCUUACCCCUCCAGCAACCACUGUAUCACCUUCCACACUCUGGACAAAAACCCUCUGUUUUUUGGUGGCUCUAAGCAUGAACCGACCACCUCCAUGUGGAUGGUGAGCAGCCUGCUGCUCCUCUGCUUCAUUGCUCUCCUGGCUUAUGGCUGCCUGCAGUUCUGGUCUGCACGGUGCCAACGGGCUGCAAGGCUGAAGCAUCUUGACACCAUCCCUGAAGAAGUGGGUGAAGGGAGCAGCUCGUUGGAGGGGCUGCUGAGUGAUGGACUGAGAGAGGAGCUUCUGGAAGUCCCCACGACCACUGUGCUAAUGAGGAGCUCCAGCUUCAUGAAGGAGAGUGCAUAUAGCUCCCCCCAUUCCUUUUUUUCCUAUAAAAAUGGUGAUGAUAAAAGGGCCAUCUUGCCACAGCACGGCUUUCAGUGACAGCAAAAUAAAGGGAGACCCUGCCUAGAGGUUUGGUUCAUGCUGCUCUUUCCCAGUGCUUGCCAACAGGAUUGCUGGUGUGUCCUCAGGGGCUAUCUGUCCCAGGGUAGAACAUUAGGUGGUGUCAUUGGUCACAGUGAGGAAGAUUUUCACCAAGGGACAAAAACAUUUUUAUUUGCUGAGGGUUUUUUAAGAAGAAACCAAGUCAGCUCUCUGGGAAUGGCCAAGCUCAGCUGACUGUAGUGUCAUUAGCUAAUCUGCAUCAGUGCUGUAGGCUCACUUCAGAGUCAUCAAUCAACACAACACACUCUACUCAAGAGGUUUCACACUUGAGUGACCCCCUGCUAGUAUCACACCCCAAGCCCUCAUAGUGCCUGUACAAAGUCAUGGCAGCCUGCCAAGAGAGCUUUUGUUCAGUAUUAAGGAGUCUGUAUUUGCACACACAAGAAUUUUAGCAAUUUCUAUUUUGAACUGCAAAUGGGACUCCUGAAGCAGAACCUUCCUUGGGGAGGAGCUCCAACUUGCUCCACUCUUUGCCAGUUUAGAUGGAUGUGACUUGGUCUCAGCGCCAACACCCAGAGCUGUGUCAGCAUCCCCUAGCACGGGCACAGUGUGGAGAAGAACAGGGGAAAGCAAUAGCAAAAGCAAUCUCAAUCUGCUUCUUGCAUGGCUUUUUAGUUUCACAGCCCUGCACAUCGGCACCUGCCACUCUGUUAGUGAACUAGUUCUUGUAGUGCUUU